UGUUGUAAAGAACCGCUAGAAUGCCUGACCCACCGAAGUCUGCUCCGGCGCCAAAGAAAGGCUCUAAGAAAGCGGUGAUCAAGACCCAGAAGAAGGAUGGGAAGAAGCGUAGAAAGAGCAGGAAGGAGAGUUACGCCAUUUACGUCUACAAGGUGCUGAAGCAGGUGCACCCUGAUACCGGCAUCUCUUCCAAGGCUAUGGGUAUCAUGAACUCCUUUGUCAAUGACAUCUUUGAGCGCAUUGCGGGGGAAGCUUCCCGCCUGGCUCACUACAACAAGCGCUCCACCAUCACCUCCCGGGAGAUCCAGACCGCAGUACGUCUGCUGCUGCCGGGAGAGCUGGCCAAGCACGCCGUGUCCGAGGGCACCAAGGCCGUCACCAAGUACACCAGCGCCAAGUAGUUUCCAUUCCUUCUCCGAUCCAUCAACACAAAGGCUCUUUUAAGAGCCACCCACCUCCUCUCUAAUCGGGCUAUGACUAUGAUGGUUUGUGCGGUGUCUACUUGGCUGGAUCACAGUACCCCAGGGGCUAUAUAGACUGAGUCUUGCAGUUUAUAAUUGUUGUUCCUACAGAACCGGUUUCUCUAUAUUCCUUACAUUAGAAAAGUUCCUUGUAGGUGCUGACAGAAAACAGCCAUACUCUGCCCGUGUAGUUGUAGAACUGGAAAAUUAUUUGCUCUGAUUAAAAUGUUACAAAGUCUCUUUUUACACUAACAAUUUGUGCCAGUAUUAUGAUCACUCUGCAUCUCGGAUACACACAGUUGGAGAUAAUUACUGCAAGACGACCUGUGUCAGCAUAUUCCAAUAAUUGCAGAAAUAGCACCAGGGCGCAAACUCCGGCGUUACUGCGGUUCUAUUGUUCCCAGUCAGUUUCAUGAGAACAGGAUCCAUUUAGAUGUAUCAAUGUGUUUAGUGAUGACACCACGUGAUUCCUGUGUAGGCACACCUGCUCUGAGUGCUCCUUAUACUGGAAUAACAGUAACACCGCUUCCAGGGUUAUUUGUGCAGCAGUGACCUGGAUAGAGACUCGGCUGAGUAUAGUAGCUGCAGCGCUCAGGCUUAUAUUGAGCUGGCCCCAUAUACAAUACCACAUGCAGAUAAAUGGCGCAUUAUACAGUGAUAUAAAAGGGACCAACAGCUGUAAUGCCGGAGCGCUUAUCAAUGCGGAGCUUUAACCAGAAUAACCAAACCCAGGCGCCAGGAAUACUGCUAGCCGUCACAUAGGGCCCAGGCACAAGCGGCAAU
Pseudophryne corroboree (corroboree frog) is the source of this 1244-nucleotide messenger RNA. Its product is annotated as histone H2B 1.1-like. The record is from RefSeq and is a predicted model, not a curated record. Gene Ontology annotation, molecular function: protein heterodimerization activity; structural constituent of chromatin; DNA binding. The coding region runs from base 21 to 401 and encodes 126 amino acids. NCBI's taxonomy places the organism in Eukaryota, Metazoa, Chordata, Amphibia, Anura, Myobatrachidae. The transcript has a single exon. Gene Ontology annotation, cellular component: nucleosome.